Molecule: messenger RNA, 480 nt
Organism: Serpula lacrymans var. lacrymans S7.9
Lineage: Eukaryota; Fungi; Basidiomycota; Agaricomycetes; Boletales; Serpulaceae
Exons: 4
Coding region: 67-360 (97 amino acids)
Source: RefSeq, a predicted model, not a curated record
AUUCUCAUCCCUCCCAUCGUCACUCACAUAUAUACCUCUCUCUACAUCCCCUCCACUCAUCCAAAUAUGGCAGAAGUGCAACCAUCAGUCUCCACCAUUGAAAUCAACGAUGCCAUCUUCUGCCAACACUUCAAGGAAGUGUGCGCCGAUUGUCAGUAUGAUGGGCGAGAGGAGAACGACGCUUUCUUUGGGUACGACCCCAUCAACCGUGAUGGUCUGGAAGCACCCCCUGUGACCACUACCAAAGAUGGUGUAUACCAAUGCAAGAAGCACGGAUCUGCAGAAUGCACUCAAUGUUUUGGAUGGAAGAAGCAAAUAACAAGAGCUAGAACGGCAGCGAAGAAAGCUGGACGAAAAUAAUCUGCCAGUGAUACCUGUCCGUAAUGGGAUAUAGGCUUUGUAGUGUAUAUCAUCAAACCCAAUGUACAGUGCUGUAGUGAAUUGCACACGCUUCAAUUGUAGCCAUCAAGCCGUCAGUGU